CUUGCUACUUCCACCUCAUUUUGAGCUCAAAAUAUGGCUCCCCCAAAUCAAGGACUCUCUAAAUUUAUAUUUAGUACAAAGAAUUUUCAGAGGCAAGAGCAAUGACCUCUGGUUAUGACCAAGAGACAGAAAACUUACUGCUUGAAGAAAUAUAUCAGCACUUCCACUUAUCUGUGAGAAAACAUGGCUUCAAGAAUGCAUUUGUCAAGUACUGUAAUGAAUGACUUUAUUUGAAGCCAAGAAAAGCUGACCUGACUCCACCCUUGAGGGACACAACCUAACCUUGACCAAUGGCUUCUAAGACAAGGUGGAGCAACGGGGCAGAAGUUCAGCAGUAAAGAAUAAAAGGCCACAGCAUCCCGCAGCAGCACAGACUUGCUUCUGAUGCUUCUGUGAUCACCUGUAAGCUCCACAACUUGACAUCAUGGUGCAUUUUACUGCCGAGGAGAAGGCUGCUAUCACUGGCCUGUGGGCCAAAGUCAAUGUGGAAGAGGCUGGAGGCGAGGCUCUGGGCAGGCUCCUGGUCGUCUACCCCUGGACCCAGAGGUUCUUUGACAGCUUUGGCAACCUGUCCUCUGCCUCUGCCAUAAUGGGAAACCCCAAGGUCAAGGCCCAUGGCAAGAAGGUGCUGACCUCCUUCGGAGAAGCUAUUAAGAAUUUGGACAACCUCAAAGGUGCCUUUGCUAAGCUGAGUGAGUUGCACUGUGACAAGUUGCAUGUGGAUCCUGAGAACUUCAGGCUCCUGGGCAACGUGAUUGUGAUUAUUCUGGCUACUCACUUUGGCAGAGAAUUCACCCCUGACGUCCAGGCUGCCUGGCAGAAGCUGGUGUCUGGUGUUGCCACUGCUCUUGCCCACAAAUACCACUGAAUCCUCUUUUCAAUUCACCAUUUUGUGUCCCCAGUGCCUUCCUUCUGCCCAUGGGGACUGGGGUUUGGCCUUGAGAACCCAGCUUCUGUUUAAUAAAGUACAUUCUAUUCAGGGAUCAAAAAUUAA
This is a messenger RNA of Odocoileus virginianus texanus, 994 nucleotides long. The record is from RefSeq and is a predicted model, not a curated record. NCBI's taxonomy places the organism in Eukaryota, Metazoa, Chordata, Mammalia, Artiodactyla, Cervidae.